AUGGAUGCUGCACUAGAUAACACCACAGCUGAUGUUGCUGGUGUUGAAGUACCUGUACAGGUGAAAGGAUUAGGACUGAUAGACUACAGCACCACGGUACUUCUCACAAAUAUCUUCUUGUAUGGAAUCUGGAUUCCGAUAGUUUUCAGUGGAAUCGUCACGAACAUUAUCAACACAGUUGUGUUUGUCCGCAUCGGAAUGAAAGACAUUGUGAACGUAUCGUUUCUCGCUCUGUCCAUGUCCGAUUUGCUCUAUUUGUCUUUUACCAUGAUCUAUCUCAUUCCUAGCACGCUGACGUUUUCGGGCCGGCCAAUCAAGUGGCUUCAGAGCCCUUAUACGCUCAACUCCUACAUCGUCUGGUACGCCAUUUUGUUCUACGACCUUUCCAUCUUGAUCACGACCUACAUAGCCGUAGCCAGGUGUUGCUGCGUCACCAUGGCUCUCAAGUUCAGGAGUUUCUUCACUGUGUCUAGGACUUACACAGCCCUGGGUGUUCUUUCCGUCGUAUGCCUGGCUCUCCACAUCCCGAUGAUCGCUUCACAGAAUCUGCAGUGGGAGACGGACAAGAAAACAAACACGACAAAGCUGACUCUAGUGCGCUCCGAUGCAUUUCCAGACGUCCAGUACUUCCAUGACAUCACAAACAGAAAUGUGGUUCCCUAUACAUGUUUAGCCAUCAAUAUUAUAUGUCUUGCAGCUCUCACCUUUACUCUCAAAUCAGCAACUCAGAUCCGAAAAAAGAUGGCUAUGAGCGCUUCCACCGAUGGCAACACUGGAAAACGUGACUCGAAGCUCAGUGCUAAGGACAUCCAAGUGGUCAAAGCUGUGUCGCUUGUGGCCUCCAUGUUUGUGUUUUGCUCCCUUCUCACCACCAUAAAAGCUUUGGUCCGUCGUGCGAUCCCAGACUACGACGGUCGUGGUCAGUAUAGAAAUCUGUUCCAGCUCACCACGGGUGUGGUGACUAUCUUCACUUACCUGAACGCCACCGUCAAUAUAAUAGUCUACUAUCCCUUUAACACCAAGUACAGACAAUCCCUGACAGAGAUUUUCUGCAAGGGAAAGAAACCUGAAGAACCGAAAUAA
Aplysia californica (California sea hare) is the source of this 1083-nucleotide messenger RNA. RefSeq lists its product as uncharacterized. The transcript has a single exon. Gene Ontology annotation, molecular function: G protein-coupled receptor activity. Bases 1 to 1083 code for a protein of 360 amino acids. Gene Ontology annotation, cellular component: membrane. NCBI's taxonomy places the organism in Eukaryota, Metazoa, Mollusca, Gastropoda, Aplysiida, Aplysiidae. The record is from RefSeq and is a predicted model, not a curated record. Gene Ontology annotation, biological process: G protein-coupled receptor signaling pathway.